AUGCGAAUUCAAUACGCUGUGCAACUAGCUGUUGCCGCCAUGGUGAUGUACGUCGACGCUGAGACCUCACCUACAAGCGCUAAGACGAUCAGACAAAUGGACAUUCCACCAUCAGCGCACACACCGGCUAAUGAUGAGAGCGAAACCUUUGUUCAAGGCCUUUCCCAUACUGUUGGUCAAGAUGAAGAUAGAGGUCAGAACGAGGACCUGGUGAGAUUGAUAUCGCUACGGUGGGCUCAGAUGCUUGCAAUUUGGACGGCGAGAACACCGGUUGGUAUGUUGACCCAUAUAAAAAAGUUAGCGAAUACCGUUAAAGACUUCAAUAGUGUCUUCAAAUUCUACAAGAUACUUUACGAAGAUUCGGCAGCAAAUAAAGUAUUGAAGGUACUUGCGGAACAGAUCGGAAAUCCGGCUAAACUCGCGUUGAAGCUUCACGAGGGGGCAAAAUUGGAACCUAUCGCCGAGGUAUCUUCAGCGCUUGAAUCAGCCCAAUUUUUCGAAUGA
Plasmopara halstedii is the source of this 504-nucleotide messenger RNA. RefSeq lists its product as uncharacterized. The record is from RefSeq and is a predicted model, not a curated record. Lineage: Eukaryota; Oomycota; Peronosporomycetes; Peronosporales; Peronosporaceae. The transcript has a single exon. Bases 1 to 504 code for a protein of 167 amino acids.